Messenger RNA from Exaiptasia diaphana, 1361 nucleotides. RefSeq names its product dual specificity testis-specific protein kinase 1-like. Bases 65 to 1111 code for a protein of 348 amino acids. Gene Ontology annotation, molecular function: ATP binding; protein kinase activity. Gene Ontology annotation, biological process: protein phosphorylation. The transcript has a single exon. The record is from RefSeq and is a predicted model, not a curated record. NCBI's taxonomy places the organism in Eukaryota, Metazoa, Cnidaria, Anthozoa, Actiniaria, Aiptasiidae.
UGUCAACAUCAACAUCAGUCCCAGUAAUUCCAUCCAGUAAUUUCGAUCACGGUUUAUAUAAAUAAUGAGCUCAGCUGGUAAGCUAAGAAAAGUGUUUAGAAAACACACAGCAGAAGAGAGAAAAGAAGAAAAGCGACGCUAUAGAGCGCGUCAAAAGGAAGUUAAAAAGCAUCUGAAAGAGUUGACUAAGCGUCAGGAGCGAACCAGCACAAAUGAUGAAAUACCGAUUUCUGGURAUGCCGUCGCAGGUCCCGCUGGUUUUUGUCGUGGCAGUCGAAUGGUAACUUUAGCUAAACAGAGCGUUGGCGAAAGUACCGCGCCUAAGGCCAGAUUAAUUCCGAGGGUUCACCGAGAGCAGCUAAGCUAUAGCAAUGAUGAAGACCACYUUGGAAGUGGCAGCUUCGGUAACUGUUAUCGGGGUACCUAUCGUGGUAACAUACCCGUUGUUAUAAAGAAAUUUAAAAAACAUUCAACGGAUGAAGUGAUUCAAGAGGCAAGAGUCAUUCAAGAACUUCAGGCAAUCGAGCAUCAUCCUUGUUUGCCCUUACUAAUAGGUGUCUCUGUGAAAUCAAAGCCCUACAUGCUUGUUACUCAAUUUCAUGGUGAAAGUGGUGGGACUCYAGCCUAUACGAUAUCAAAUGCUGUAGACGCUAAUCUUAUUAAAGAUAACAUGUUUGUGGAGUGGCUACGAGUUUUGACAGACCUAGCGAAGACACUCGGAKUAAUUCACAAUCGUGGAUAUCUCCACAAUGAUUUAAAGGAAAAUAACGUGGUCCUACAUCAUGCAAACGGGAAAUGGAGCCCUGUUAUAAUUGACUUUGGGAAGAGCGUCAAGAUAAGUGCAGCACGACCUGGCAAGAAGAGAGAUCCAAAAUACUACCAUUGGAUCGCUCCAGAGGUACUCUCUGGUGGUGUUUGCCCUUCCACAUCGAGCGACAUCUUCUCCCUUGGGAGAAUAGUAAGAUUCGUUGCAAAGAWGGUAAUGCAUCGUCACUCCUCCUACUCUAGUAUUAAGGAGUUGUACUUGUCUUGUGUCAGUGACAAGCCAAGUCUUCGUCCAAAAACUGCACAAGCUGUUGCUGCCAGGCUAUCAGGGGUUUCACUAAAAUGAUUACAGUGGRAAGGACUUAUUGAAACGAGAAACAAUUUAUAUUGAACUGUGAUUUUUUUCAAUUCCGCUUGCAGUCUUACUUUGAUAGAAGUUCCGAGGAAUAGAUGAGUGUAAAUAGGUACUUAUGUUUAAAAGCGAUCAUGCCGUUUUACAAUUAAACACAAUGUAUUGUAUGUAAUGUAUGCUUUAUAUUUAUAGUAUAUGUAACACGAAAUGUUUUAAAAAUACAAUAUAAACUGACGUUUACGAG